CGCAGUGCGCUGAGGUUGGUUCUCUGCAAAAACACAAAAAAAUGUAUACGACAAGGAAAACAAGAACGAAACGGCCGAAUUCAGUAGUUGUCGAGGAUAGUUUCCAAGAAAAAUCUAUCGAGGUUCUGGGAGAUGGCACAAAAUCGGCUAGAAAAAGCAAACCACCAAAAGGAAAGUCCAUAUCGUCGCUAGUAUUAAACAUCGAAAGUGACUUCAAUAUGGAAAAAGUUGCGUUUAAACCUGGUAAAUGGCGUAAAUCGAUAUCUCUACUGAGAGCAUCUAUUAGCCGACGUGAUGGACCAUGUUCGAUCGGAGGAAGUCGGCGCAUAACCAUGUGUGUGGAAGAUUAUCGGGCAUCACAAACGUUGAACGAAUCCGGAAAAUCGACUAUAGAUAACCUUCAUAGUUUACAAGAAAGGCAAUCCGUAUUGCAUGAUAUUACAAUACACCAGUUUGCAACUCCGCUGAUGCCGAUGAGAACAGUCGCGGGGCAGUGUUAUCUACAAUUGAAAAGUUCAAAAGAUGAAAUUUUGCAGCGCUGCCGACAGAAAGAACCAAUAACUUUCGAUGUUAUGUUUGCAAAUCUCAAAGUGGAUGUCGCACGAAAAAUAGGAGAAGGUGUGUACGGGGAAGUCUUUCAGUGUACUAAACCCAACGGAAGCUGUUCAGUUUUGAAACUUGUUCCGAUCGAAGGAGAACUACUGAUCAACGGGGAAAAACAGAAGACUUUUGACGAAAUUUUAUCGGAAAUAAUAAUAUCAUCAGAACUGAGUAAUCUUCGUCAGCGCAGCAUUCAGUUCUGUACGGACGGCUUCGUCGAGCUUCAAAGCGUGAGCUGCAUAAGAGGCCAUUACCCUCAGGUACUGAAGGACCUGUGGGCUAUAUACAACAACCAGCAAGGCUCGGAGAAUGAUAACCCGGAUAGCUUUCCAGACGAUCAACAUUAUAUAGCUUUUGAAACCGCAUAUGGAGGCAAAGAAUUGGAUGGGUUUCGGUUCAGAAAUGCCCUUCAAUCUUUUGCAGUACUAUCACAAAUAAUGUUAUCUUUGGCAGUUGCCGAAAAACGAUUUGAUUUUGAGCACCGAGACCUUCAUACGGGGAAUAUCUUAAUCAAGCCAACUAAGGAGACUGUUCGAAAGUAUCAUCUACUUGGUGAAGAAAUCGUUAUCCAAACGCAAGGCCUAAAAGCCACCAUUAUUGACUACACACUAUCGCGAAUAAUUUUAAACGGCCUGUGUCUGUUCAACGAUCUGUCGACGGAUGAGGAACUUUUCACUGCGGAAGGUGAUUAUCAAUUUGAAAUUUAUCGCAAAAUGAAAAUCGCGUUGCAAAAUCAGUGGAACGUGCAUUCUCCAAAAACGAACAUAUUUUGGUUGCACUAUUUGAUAGAUAAGCUAACAACGUCGCAGAACUAUCGCGAUAAAAAGAGCAAAGCACACCGGGCGUCAAUGGAAACGAUGAAGGAGUUAAGUAAGGUUCUAAUGGAUUUCAAUAGUAUCUGCGAAAUCGUGCAGCAUUACUUUAAACCGUCUUUGAAUGAAUCAGACAAAGAGAACUAAGAAACUUCAUAAUAAUAUACAAAUUCUUGGUAACGUAACAAUCUUCGCAUUUAUUUUAAAAGGAAAUUAUUACUAAUAAACUUAUU
Molecule: messenger RNA, 1645 nt
Organism: Anopheles coustani
Lineage: Eukaryota; Metazoa; Arthropoda; Insecta; Diptera; Culicidae
Gene: Haspin
Product: serine/threonine-protein kinase haspin homolog
Exons: 2
Coding region: 42-1559 (505 amino acids)
Biological process (GO): mitotic cell cycle; intracellular signal transduction; protein phosphorylation
Cellular component (GO): cytoplasm; nucleus
Molecular function (GO): ATP binding; histone H3T3 kinase activity
Source: RefSeq, a predicted model, not a curated record